AUGACUGUCCAGUCCAGUUUGAGGGAGACUGGUGAUGCUCUUGUGGAGCUGUGUCGGAGCGAGGGCCUUCCCUCCUCUCUGCAGCGCCUUCUGGUGGCUGUGGAUGACACCCUGGAGCAGGGCCGUCUGACUGCAGGAGAUGUGUCCCAGUGGUCCAUAGAGCAGCGCAGGGACAUGGGCCGGGUGGGUAAGCAUCUGCUGGAGGUGCGGUCCACAGUGCAGCCUCUCAGAAACAGCCUUCAGGCAGCGGAAAGGGAACGGGAGGAGUUCAGGGCUCAGCUGGGUAGGGCACAAGAGGAACUGAAGCGUGAAAGGGCAACACACCAAGCCAGCAAAAAACAGCUGGAGCAAAGACUGCAGGAGGCCCAGGUAUCCAGGGAGGAGACAGAGAGGAGACUGCAGGAAGAACUUGAGGAGCUAAGGAGAGGAACCGUGUCCCUGGAGGAUAGCAACUCCAAACUGAAGGCAGGGAUUAGUUUGCAAAAAGAAAGGUUACACAAACUUGAGUGUGAGAGAGAUGAGCUACAUCAGGAAGUGAAGACCAUGCAGGUAGAGGAAGAGGCACGGAGUAAAUUAGAGGAGAAGACACAAGUGCUGGAGGCUCAACUGUCCACUACUCAGCUCUUACUUGACAAGGAGAAAUCCAAGUACCAGAAUGCUUGUCGCCAACAGGAGUCACUGCAGGCCAAGCAGAGGUCUCUGCUGGAGCGAGUGGAUGCUCUGGACCAGGAGUGUGAGCAGCUUCAGGGACAGUUAGGGAAGAGUGAGGACCGACAGACAGACCUACAGGAACGACUGACACACAUCUCAGAGGAGAAGGACCAACUUGAAACCCAGCUCACCCAAGAACAGGCCUUGUGUUCUGAGCUUCAGCAGGAGAAGCAGAGACUGGAGAGUCACGUGGGUGAGCUGAAAGACAGUGUGAAUCAGUUGAGAGGAGAGGUGCAGGAGUUAGCCCAGAGGGAGAGGCUGAUGGUGGCUUUCCCGGAGCUCACCCCCCUGCCUCAGGGAUCUCCACAGAGCACAGGGGAUGUGUUGGGGGAUAUGGAGCAGCAGUUUCAGGCUAACUAUGUUCGGAUUAGGGUUCUGGAGCAGGAGAAUAGCACCCUGCACAGUAGCCUGGUGAAACUGAGGGAUAGAGCCCAACUAGGGGCCUCCAUGGUGGAGUCCAAGGUAGGAGUCCAGGGGACAGUUCUACUCCUUUAG
This is a messenger RNA of Salvelinus namaycush (lake trout), 1206 nucleotides long. RefSeq names its product coiled-coil domain-containing protein 157-like. Lineage: Eukaryota; Metazoa; Chordata; Actinopteri; Salmoniformes; Salmonidae. The coding region runs from base 1 to 1206 and encodes 401 amino acids. The transcript has 7 exons. The record is from RefSeq and is a predicted model, not a curated record.